AUGUUGCUGAGAUUUCAUUUCAAGUUUCUGCUUUUCAUUACAGUGUAUAAAAGUACACUCCCUGGGCAAGGAGUUUAUAUAGAAGAUUUAACGAAUAAAGUUGAUUUAUCUUCUUAUCAAGGCCAACUUAUGGCCUUUGGCGAUAUAAAUUCUGAUUCUACUACGGACCUUGUAAUUUCAACUGACACUGAAGUUCAAGUAUUGUUAGCAGAUCCAAAAGGGUUUUUUACUUUGCAAAAUAGCUAUUCAGUUAACAUCUCGGAGUACGACACUGAAGCUGUAAAAAUUGUCAAUGUUGCACCUGCUGAUUAUAAUCUCGACGGUUUAGUUGACCUUGCAGUCAUGUACAUCAGGAAGAACAACGCUUCACUAAUUUAUGUUUGGCUUUUUACUAACAAAGGCCACGCUUUUGAAUCUUCCGGUCAAUUGGGUGCUGAAUUUACGUCUCAAUUGUGCGUGUUGGAUGUUAACGGCGAUUCCAUUCCCGAUUUUUUUACUGAAAGUCCAGGAGCUCUUGGUCGUAAUUUUUACAUUACACAUCUCGUUAACGGAAGUAUCGCACACAAACUGGAAAAACAGGAAAGUAUAGAUAAAGUAAUGGUUCCCCAUUCGAAUUCCUUUAUAGAUUUAGACGGUGACUGCUUGGCAGGUUGUGUAGGAUUCCUGAUACACGUUUCUAUAGAAUUUUAUUUAAAAUUCUCGAGCCUACUUUCUACCAGAUUUGUUUGUCACCUCGGCGGAUCCGGUCACUGGUCUUCCCCAAAUAGAGACCCCGAGGUUUUGAGGCACAUGGGCAUUUUUUCCUUUGGGGACUUUGACGGCGAUGGGCAUAUGGACAUGAUCGCACCUUUUUGUCAACGAGCCUCUGGGGAAGAGAAGUGCGCGAAUAGCUCGAUAUAUAUUUUUUUCAAUGUUCCAAAAGACAAGAAACCGUCUGAGUUGUGCAAGCCGCGAGAAUUUUACUUUUCAAUGGAGGAGUCCCUCCAUAUACCACUGGAAGACUCCCGUGGGGCACUGCUGUCCUUUUUCUACGAAAGAGACAUGCCUAACCUACCCUUGCGCGUGGCCAUCGGCGAUUACGACGCUGACGGAUAUCCGGACUUGCUUAUCGUGGUGAGGGAUAGCAGUGGACGGCGACAGGUUGCCCUGUUAAGAAAUGAGAUACGCCAGGCACCAGAGCGGCAGGGGGGCAUGAGAAUGAUUGAGAGCGAGACGCUGGCAAGUAUUGAAAAUCCGCUCUAUGCCACCUUCUUCGACAUCUUCGAAAAGGGACGCCUUGAUAUACUUGUGGCGUGCGGUAAGUGGGAUAUGGACAGCAAGACAACGCGGGUUUUCACUAAAGCCUUUACGUUUCGCGAUAUCUCGGACUCGUUUUUUGUGAAAACGAUCGUAAUGAGCAGGCCGAAAUCUGCAAGCCCUGUCGUCGGGGCCUUCUUAGCAGCGCAGUUUGUGGACAUCCACGGAAAUCGCGUGACCAGAGUUGGCUCUUUCAUGCCGAGCGCCUGCUACUACUCUUUAGGGACGCCAUACGUCGUUGUCGGGCUCGGACGAACCACCAAUUACAUCGACUCUUUAAGUGUGACGGUUCCAUUUUCCUCCAAUAAUCUGAGGCUCAACCACCACGAGUUUCCUGCAGUCAUUCCCAACUCUCAACUUAUUAUUUUUCCCCAAUCAACAAAUGAUCCGCCAAGAUGGACCAUUAAGAUAUAUUUGCUCCCGCGGAGGGUUGUUCUCUGGGUGGCGGUAGCAGCGCUCUGUUCAUGCGCUGUAUUGGCCACGAUCGUCGCAACUUUCCAUCUCUUGGAGAAGAGCGAAGACGAAAAGGAAAAAAGAAAAAUGAGGCAUCUGUUUAACUAUCGCGCAUUAUAAGGCGAUAGAAAAAAUCA
Molecule: messenger RNA, 1886 nt
Organism: Zophobas morio
Lineage: Eukaryota; Metazoa; Arthropoda; Insecta; Coleoptera; Tenebrionidae
Product: T-cell immunomodulatory protein-like
Exons: 18
Coding region: 1-1869 (622 amino acids)
Cellular component (GO): plasma membrane
Source: RefSeq, a predicted model, not a curated record